CGCGAAAGAACGAAACCGGGAAUCCAUCACUAUCAGUGCCGGAAUCUUACUGCGAUCGAUAUGAUGUCUCUUGACAACUUAAUGCAUGGCUUCACAUGAACAACAAUUAAAAUGAGAGACGGUGAAAGGAUUUGAGUGUAUUGAAGAUGUCGUCAUCUCGAAGAGCCAGCGUCGAUCAGCUGUCUCAGAUACCGUGCACUCCAGUCAACGAGGGCGGCCGUGUACCACCGGGGUGCAUUGUCACUAGUCAACGAUGGAAAGGAUCGGAAUUGGUCAACACAUUGCAAGGGAAAUUGAAAGUUAUCAUGGAGGAUAAGCUUGGUGUGAUAGACUUCCAUCCGUCCAAUGAAGCCGGCGUGGUGUACAUCUCAGAGACGGACUUGGUGGCCGGCAGUGGCUACAAACAGAAACUAGCUAAACUCAGGAAGGCCAACAGUCUCAGAGGCGUCGUCGUAGCAGAACGCACCCCAAUCAGCGAGCAGUACUACGCAGAUCUUCAGAAGUUUGUGAGUCUGGAGCUGGGACUCAAGAUGCUCUUCGUCGUGUCUCAGACGGAAGCCGCCAAUCUUCUCAUCCAAAUGGUGAAUGAAGAGCACAAACCGCAUGCCAACCCUUUCCUCGUCAAGAGACGCAAACAGUCCAUCGACGCCGGCGUCCUAGCGACAGUACAUCUCAUCCCCAAUGUGGGCCCAGUCAAAGCCAAGGUCUUACUGCAGAGAUUCAGAAGCAUUAAAGGAAUCGGUAAUGCUUCCGAGCAGGAGUUGACUGAGGUGGUCGGUAGAACCAAGGCAAGUAACAUCAAGGCCUUCUUCCAACAUAGGACAUCAGCUGAUGGUCAGUCAUCGUCUGUAACCUGAGAGGUCAUAUGUCGCCUGCGAGGUCAUAUUACACCUAAAGCAUGUCACCCGAGUUUGGAGUUUAUCAUCUUGGCCUGUCACCUGAGCUGUAAUCUGUCACUUGAGUUGUCAUCUUUGAUCUGAGCUGUCAUCCGUCACUUGAGCUGCCAUGUCAACUGAGCUGUCAUCUGUCAAUUGAGCUGUCAUCUGUCAACUGAGCUGUCAUCUGUCAGCUGAGCUGUCAUCUGUCACUUGAACUGUCAUCUGCCACUUGAAAUGUCAUCUGUCAACUGAGCUGUCAUCUGUCAUCUGAGCUGUUAUCUGUCAACUGAGCUGUCAUCCCAGUUGAGCUGAGAUCUGUCACCUAAGUUGUUACCUGUCACUCGAGUAGUAUGUCAUCUGUCACUUCAGCUGUCAUCAGUCACCUAACCUACCAUAUGCCACUUGACCUGGCACCUGUCACCUGAGCCAGCCUCUGCCAUUUGAGCUGUCAGCUGUCAUCUGAGCUGUAAUGUGUCACCUCAGCUUCAUUGUCACCCGACCUACCAUAUGCCCCUUGACCUGUCACCUGUCAUGCGCAGUGUCAUGUGUCACCUGACUUUUGUUUAACUUACUUUUCAUCUGUCACUUGAGUUGCCAAGGGCUUCUCACAGGAUGUUGUAAAUUAGGCUUGGAUUCCACAUCGGUUAACAGACUCAGGGAGUUUGAGUUAAAACCAACCCAAACUGACACCAGAGAAAAGUCAAUUUGCUUUUGCUGGAUUUAUUUGGAGGGGUUAGUAUUUUAUAGCAUGUUUUGUUACACUGACCUUUUUAAAGUUUUGUA
Patiria miniata (bat star) is the source of this 1661-nucleotide messenger RNA. Its product is annotated as Fanconi anemia core complex-associated protein 24-like. The record is from RefSeq and is a predicted model, not a curated record. Lineage: Eukaryota; Metazoa; Echinodermata; Asteroidea; Valvatida; Asterinidae. Gene Ontology annotation, biological process: interstrand cross-link repair. The transcript is spliced from 6 exons. The coding region runs from base 147 to 857 and encodes 236 amino acids. Gene Ontology annotation, cellular component: Fanconi anaemia nuclear complex. Gene Ontology annotation, molecular function: chromatin binding.